Messenger RNA from Tripterygium wilfordii, 1902 nucleotides. RefSeq names its product replication protein A 70 kDa DNA-binding subunit E-like. Gene Ontology annotation, molecular function: DNA binding. Gene Ontology annotation, cellular component: nucleus. Lineage: Eukaryota; Viridiplantae; Streptophyta; Magnoliopsida; Celastrales; Celastraceae. Gene Ontology annotation, biological process: DNA recombination; DNA replication; DNA repair. The transcript has 12 exons. The coding region runs from base 148 to 1761 and encodes 537 amino acids. The record is from RefSeq and is a predicted model, not a curated record.
AACUUCAGUAGAAGCUGCGGAGGAUUUUUUUUCCCCCAAUUUUCCGUUGCUGUAGAAGCUGUAGUAUAAAUACGUUUACACUCGCCAAAACGAUCUCUCAAUCUUUCCAACCAGCCGUCGUCUCGCAUAUUUCCUCUUACAAGGGCUAUGGAAUACACAUCUAUUUCAGAUUUGCAGAUUGGGCAGCGUGGUUGUAAAAUCAAGUGUCAUGUUGCAAGGAUGUGGAAAUCCAUAAAUCCUACAAUGCAAGACCAGUUGAUGAGCGUGGAUUUUAUCUUGGUGGAUAGACAGGGCACAUCAAUACAAGGAACAAUGCGAAAGGAGGAUGCCCCUACAAUUACUGAGCUGCUUAUGGAGGGAAAGACUUAUAUUCUUGCAAACUUUAUGGUCGUUCCACCACGAAAAUCAUUCCGAGCAUGCCCAAACCACAAUAUGUUACGGGUUGGAACAUGGACAGUGAUAAAGGAGUGCUUUGACACUGAUUCAGAAUUUCCUGUUAAUAAAUUUCACUUCAUUGAUGAAGAAGAAAUGGAAAAUAGAAUUCAGAAUGACAUUCUACUGACAGACAUUAUAGGUCAUCUCAUUUCAGUUGGGACACUCAGCAAAGUCUUCUCAAAUGGCAGAUACAUUUCGAAGAAAAAUAUGGUCAUUCAAACACUGACGAUCACCCACAUAUCAGUUACAUUGUGGGGGACUAUCGCAGAAGGUUUCGAUGAGUGCUCCGUGUUAAAACUUCCAAAAAAAGAACCAUUGAUUGUUGUACUUACAGGAAUGACAGUAAGAGCAUUUAGAGCUCAAACAACUCUGUCAAGCACAUCAGCAACCAACAUCUACAUCAAUCUUGAAACUCAAGAGGUCCAAAAAUUUCGUGAAAGCCUUUCAUAUCCAAACGAGGUAACAUUCUUCGAAACCACUGUGAAGCAUGGAAUUGGUUCAGCAGAAGAUUCUAUGAUGGAUAAUAAAACUAUUUCAACACUUCUAUCCCUCAAUAGCAUAUCAGAUAAAAACAACCAAUUUUCGUGCGAGGCCACAAUAACAAAGGUGGAUGCAUCUAGGGGUUGGUGGUACAAUGCAUGUGCUAAAUGCAAAGCUGGGAUAAGUAACUAUAAUGGGUUACUGACAUGCAGAAAAUGCGGUCCAACUGCUAAUUUGCCCAUUCCAUGGUACAUGGUCCCUGUACAUGUCAAAGACGACACUGGAGAGGCAAAGUUUAUCAUGUUUGGAAAACAUGUUGAAAGAUUACUCAAAAUAUCAGCCUACCAAUUGUCCCAAAUUCCCAACUCAAGUAGAACUACAGUUCCAGUGAUAAUGGAACAACUCCUGGGAAAGAAGUUGAUGUUCAUAGUGUCAAUUAGUGAAAAGUUAGACAACUCAGAAAAAUUGACUUUCAAAGUUGCAAAGGUAAUUGAUGAGCAACCCACAAAGACAGAAGGCCUUCAAAUAUUGAAACAACAAGAUAGAACUUACAGUCUUCGUACUUCAUCAGACGAACAAUUUACUGAGGACAUUUGUGGAAAUUCAAAUUCAACGAAGAAAAGGGACUUGAAAGACUUAGAGGAUAAUGCAACUGUAACAAUCAACCUUGGGAAAGGAGAUGCUGCUAAAAACCCAACCAUCGAACAAGAAAUUGCUGACAAAAUUUCUGGGUUACCAAAAGCAACGAAAAAAAGCGAGUUGGAAACAAAAGAGGACAAUGCAUCUGUUAUAAUGAAGCAUGAAAAAGCAACUGCUGCCAAAAAGGGAAAGUCAAGCCAAUGUUAAAGUACACACAGAGAAGUUACGAGAUUUUGUUGUGUGCAUAUGUAUUUUGAACAACUACAACUACUUUUGCCUUCUGGGUGUACAAAAAGUUAUGCAGGUGGAAAAAACUUUGUGAAUAGCCAACAAUACCCUGCAAAAAUG